ACACAGACACACGCUCACUCUCCCUAAAGGAGGGAGCGAGGCAGAGACACAGAGAGGGGAUUGAGAGGAGCAGGAGAGGAGGCUAUCUCUCUCCACUGCGGCGUCUGGCUUUCACUAAAAGGUCCAUGACGACCGUGUUUUCCCUGAGCUUGUUUGCCUAAUUUAUUCCUGCCGGGGCCAGCUGAAAGAAAGGCGGAAAAACGAACAAAAAAAAAAAAAAAAGAGAGAAAGAGAAAGAAAAAGGGACGGGCAGAAUAGUAAAGAGUGAAACAGUACACGCUGACUUAGUGACAGGGAAUGCAGAGAGGUUUUGGCCCCUGGUUGUUACUGCUGGAUGGACAAGCACUGACAAAACAAGGAAAGGACGAGACUUUAUGGAGCUUUGAGAGAGGAUUUCUCAACUCGGCUUUUGUUUUGGCUUGCCGUUUUUUUCUGUGACAUUUGAUCCCGGGACACCACAGACUGUGAAGAGUUGGAGGAGCCACAAGGAAAACAUCAUUUCACCACAGAGGAGGACUUCUUUGAUGAACUUUCUUUACAGAGACCACAGAGACAUAAUUUUAGGAGUGGAAAAGGAGUGUGUUAUCAUUCUCCUUGUUUUAAUAGCAGGUGUGGCGUCAGCUGGAUCUUUUUGGCUUGUUGUACGACAUAGAGGUGCUCCCGGCCCCAGAAUAAUCCACUGUUUAUAAGAGCUGUGUCACUGUGGUCAUCACCUCUCAGAUUACCAAAGAAACAACACAACAUCCAAUUUCCAAAGCUCUCCCAUGAGUUUUUUUCCCCCCUUUUGGGACAAAUGACUGAGCAUUUUUAGAGCCAAAUCUUAUUCUACUUUCCCCCUUCAUCACUAUCACUUCUGCUUUUAAAACAGGCCCUGCAAGUCGAGAGUGAGCCUGGACUCGAACUGCCUCAGAUCAGCAGAUAACACCUCUGCACAGCAGGAACUGGUUGGACUAGUUUAUAAGUUGGAGCAGAGGGCAGGGCAGUUAACCCUGCUUAAAGGAGAGCUGCUGUGGUUUGUUUUCCUCCGACCUUCCCGUCCUUCUGGGAUAAAGUCUUCUUUAUUCACACAGCGACUCUAACCUGUCUCUCGUCGUCAUGCUUAGGGAUAGGUGAGGUAUUGUUUUCUUGGUUUUUUUUGUUUUUUUUGUUUUACUUCUUCCGUGGGUAGAAAGAGAGAGAGAGAGAGAGAGAAAGUGAGAGGGAGGGAGAAGGAGUCAAAGUGUAAUUUAUUGUUUCCUGUGAAAAGAGCAAGGCUGCACCCUUUUCUCCUGCCUGAACUCUGAACCACUCAAUGUGUGUCUGAAGUUUUCUCAGACCCUGAGAGCCAUUGAUUGGAGGUCAGGGCAGUGAACACAAGGGUGAAAGAGAAGAACAGAGAGAGAGAGAUUUAAAGAAGAGAGAAAACAGCACUGGGAAGGACCUCCAGGUCAUUAGAACCAGACGGCAAAGGGGAGAGAGGUCAGGACACGUCCUGGGCAACUUUUUUAUCCCACUUCUAGAUCUCCUUGGACAAAAGCUGCUCUUAAUACAGACCUGGAGCUACCCUAUUCUUGUUUCUGGAAUCAGUUUUUAAACUUUGAGGGUAGCUGGUGGACAGGGCGGGUCUGUGUAUGAUCCACUCACAGGGCUCCGUGUCUCAGAGAAUAUGGCCAUGGUGAGCGGGGGAUGGGGCAACCCCAACGGGGACACUAAUGGACUCGGAGAGAAGGCGUACCUGAAGAGGGAGGAUGAGGAGAGCUCGCCUCAGGCUGGAAGCAGCGAUGUGGACGUCGGGGAUGAGGACAAGGCCUGCGUUGUGGACUGCGUGGUGUGCGGGGACAAGUCCAGCGGGAAACACUACGGCGUGUUCACCUGUGAGGGCUGCAAGAGCUUUUUCAAGAGGAGCAUCAGACGAAACCUCAACUACUCCUGCAGAUCAAACCGAGAAUGCCAAAUAGACCAACAUCACCGCAACCAGUGCCAAUACUGUCGUCUGAAGAAAUGUUUCCGUGUUGGAAUGCGCAAAGAAGCAGUCCAGCGGGGCCGAAUCCCUCCGUCUCACCAAGGUAUCAGUCCAAACUCCCUGGGGGGAGGGGUUGGAGGUCCAGUGCCGGGUCACAUGGGUGUGGACUAUUUCAACGGGCAGCCAGUGUCAGAGCUCAUCUCACAGCUCCUGCGGGCUGAGCCGUACCCCAACAGCCGCUACGGGGCCCCGUACAGUCAGGCACAGAUGCAGGCAUCUGCGAGCGGAGCCUCCGUCAUGGGCAUUGACAGCAUCUGCGAGCUGGCAGCCCGGCUCCUCUUCAGCACCAUCGAAUGGGCCAGAAACAUCCCAUACUUCCCAGAACUGCCAGUCUCAGAGCAGGUGGCGCUGUUGAGGCUGAGCUGGAGCGAACUGUUCAUCCUCAACGCGGCUCAGUCAGCUUUGCCGAUACAUAUGGCUCCUCUGCUGGCAGCUGCUGGGUUUCACUCGUCACCCAUGUCCGCUGAGCGUGUAGUGUCUUUCAUGGACCAGGUCAGGGUUUUCCAGGACCAGGUGGACAAACUGAACAGGCUGCAGGUGGACACAGCUGAGUACAGCUGCCUCAAAGCCAUUGUACUCUUUUCACCCGAUGCAUGUGGUCUAACUGAUCCAGCCCACGUGGAGUCCUUGCAGGAGAAGGCCCAGGUUGCCCUGACGGAGUAUGAGAGGUUGCAGUAUCCCAACCAGCCUCAGCGCUUUGGCCGCUUGCUGCUGCGCCUCCCGGCUCUGCGCGCCGUGCCAGCCAACCUCAUCUCCCAGCUCUUCUUCAUGCGGCUGGUGGGCAAAACACCCAUCGAGACGCUGAUCCGAGACAUGCAGCUAUCAGGGAGCUCCAUCAGCUGGCCCUACGCAUCGGGACAGUGAACCCCGCUGACUGCAGAGUGAGAUGGACCGAGAUCAGACUGAGAGGAAUAAGAGCUCACAAAGAUUACUGAAUGUUAUGAAUACAAACUGGGACCUGAGAAGUUCGAGGUCCUGUUUGUGGACGUACAGGUCAGCUUUCCCCACAUUAGCCCUGCGAAGUUAGGUGGAAGUCACACGAAAGCUGUAUUCAGGGAAACUAAAACAUGUAAUUGUCUUUAUAUUUGCAGCACUUGUCAUUUUUUUUCCCUGACCUUCGUCUGAUUUCUCUCUCUGUCUCACUCUGGACAAAAAAACAGGGAUUUAACUAAACUGAAGACUCUAACAUGAGGCCAUGUGCCUGUACUACCUCCUCCCAGAUCACCCUUGUGUGACUCAGUUUGAACCCAGGAUCUGUGUGUUUUCCCUUUCCCUGUUCUUUCCAAGUCAAAGUGAAGCCAUAGCAGUGCCACUUUUACAGGCAGAGCUGGCCUAUGGUGGCAGCUUCAAAGUUUUCUGUUGUCACAGGUGGACCAUGUUGUCAUACCUAAGUUGUGUCAUGUUUGCUAUGUGUGCUGAAAUAUCAAACUUUGUUACCAAAUGUAUUUAUGAUGACUGCAAAGCAUCACUUGUACAGCAUCAAAACAGAAGGGGUAUGGACAUUGUAUUGUGUAUUGUACUAUAUCAAGUACUGUACGUACAAGACCUUUGGUAUACGGAAUAGUUCAGCAUCUGGAUUAGGAGAUUAUUUUCUUUCUUGCAGAUUUAGAUGAGAAGACUGAUUCCACUUCCAUGUUUGUAAUGUAAAUAUAAAGGUAAAGCCAGAGGCUCUUAGCUUAGCUUAGCAUAAAGACUGCAAAUGAAGGGAAACAGCUAGCCUGACUCUGUACAAAGGUUAAGAAAUCUGCCUGCCAAAUCCUCUAAAGAUCGCUUAUUAGCACAGUGAUUGUUUGUUUUGUACUAACCCCCAUCAAAAAGCAAAUUGCUGGCACAAGCCAGCCGUUUCUCCCGUUUCCCAUCUUCAUGCUAAGCUAAGCUAACAGCUGCUGGCUCCAGCUUCAUAUUUACUAUAAUCUAUAUGCAAGAAAGUGAAUAACUGUAUUAUUCAAGUUGCUGAGCUACUCUUUUAAUAUAGUAUAUUAUACACUAAUGUUCUUGCAGCAGUAAUGGACAGGAAGUGGAGGUGAAUGUACUCAAACGCACCCUGGCUCUUCAGACAGUCACAUCCCUGUGUAACAUUAUUACCUCAUGGUUUAUACAUGCAAGACGACGAUUGUGUAUUCAUGUGCUAAAGAUAAAUGUAAAGGGAUCAAGGUAUCUUUACCACAGAGAGGAUGAAUACUAAUAUUCCCCGGUUGACCUGUUUGACUUCUGAGAAUGUUUGUUGUUGAGAGUGUUGGUGUAAGAGGACACCCAAAGUUUUAGAAUUUCUGACCUGUAAAAUGGAGACUGUUGCCUCUGCUGUAAGAUAAACAUAGUUCAUUUAAAUUUUUAUUUUCCUUUAAAAGCAGUGUGUGAAAGCGCGGCCCAGUGGACAGCGGUCAUUUUCAAAUGAAUAUUAUGGUUAGGUACUCCAAAUGCUGUAAGGGUUGCGGUCUUUGUUGGUACUGAGAUAAAGGGUACUACGUGGUCACACUUCAGAUUCAAUUAAACUAUACAACACAACGUUGUGUAACCAAAUUAUAGCUCCUGAUGCUACGUACAAAAACAAAGUUAUUUAAAUGAAUAAAUAAAUAACCAAGUCAUGAAAUAAAGCAGUUUUCGUGUUGGGAGUUCAGGAGUCUGAGAGAAGAAACGGUUCUGUAACAGCAGGGUGGAGAGGCUGUGGUUGGGGUGGGUGUUGUCUUUUAAUUUUACGCUCAGUAGAUUGGUACUAAUGAAGUCCUGGGCAGUUUUAACCCCCCCCCCCCCACACACACACACACACACACCCACACACCCCACCUUGCAGCAGAACCUUCCUGUCCGUGCAUAUCCCGCACCAGUUUGACCAGACUUUAGCCUUAGCCUUUCCUUAAGAGGUGCGGUUGUUUUCGAGCUGUCUCCACCCGGGUGGAGAUGUGUGUGAUAACCACGACACGGUCUCUGUGGUGUUAAUUCCCAGGAACUUAAAGCUGUCCAGCUGCUCCACAUCAGCUCCACUGAUGUUGAUGAGGCUUGUGUGUUUUUGCCCCCUUUUUUUUUAUUCCCCCCUAUGAAAGUCAGCAAUCAAUCAGCUCCCUGGUUCUGACUGAGACUGACAUUCACGAGUGUCAUUGCCAUUAACUGCAGCUAAACAUGACAAAAUGUUUUGUUUUUUUUCCUGCAAAAUUAACUGACUGAAGGAAAAUAUAACGUGGGGAUGAGUUUUUUGUAUUACAUGUCAAAAUAAAUAAAUAAAGGCAACAAUAGUGACGAUCCCUGAUGCCGUCAAAGAACUUCAUCAACAGCUCACCACGCUGUUCUCGAAUUACUUUUGUUUUAUUUGUUGGAAUAUAAACUAUAGUGAGUUGAUUGUGUAGCAUUUCUGUUUAAAAGAAGCAUGUUUCUGUGAUCAUGCCAAACUCUAAAAUGCAAAAGCAGUUCAUAUGGCUAACUGGUUAUUUUUUUUUGCAUUACUAGAAAUAAAAAUAUGCACAUUU
Scatophagus argus is the source of this 5463-nucleotide messenger RNA. RefSeq names its product nuclear receptor subfamily 2 group F member 6-like. Bases 1646 to 2866 code for a protein of 406 amino acids. Gene Ontology annotation, molecular function: nuclear receptor activity; zinc ion binding; RNA polymerase II cis-regulatory region sequence-specific DNA binding. Gene Ontology annotation, biological process: negative regulation of transcription by RNA polymerase II; cell differentiation; anatomical structure development. The transcript has 5 exons. NCBI's taxonomy places the organism in Eukaryota, Metazoa, Chordata, Actinopteri, Scatophagidae. The record is from RefSeq and is a predicted model, not a curated record.